GUUGCUCGACACAUAAAUCUAAAAAAAAAAGAAAAAAUCCUGACAAAAAAGAGGUAACCUGUAUUGUUAAGUUAGGUGAUGAUUUGUGACUAGAGUUGGCAAGCUAGUUGUUCGAUUGCCAGUGUCCUGUGAGGUGAAGCCAGAGUGUGUCAGGGAUGUACUGUGAAGGACCAAUGUCAGUUUUGCUGACUUUGCUCCAAUACACAGUGUUGGGCAGUGCCGUUACUAGUUUAACUACAUUUCUCAAUUGAGUGAUUGUAACAUCGCUGUUUUACAAAUCAAAUAUCUUAGUCAGUAGUGAAGGUAUUUUACUGAUCAAAUAACGUGAUAGCCUACAAAGAAGGUACAUUUAACAGGCAUUUGUAAAUGUUAAAAGCAGCAGAGUUUCUGCUACGGUCAGAGCGGUAACCAUGGUGAUGACAGACGUUCCUUCUAGCCACAUUCCGUACCAGUCCUGACUCCUGCUGCACCAGGACAGCUGGGGAAGCACCCAGCGGGUGACAGUGACAUAGAAGGGGAGAGAAGUGUAGAGCGACUCCAUGUCGUGACUCUUGACAAGCUUUGGGAAAUACCUGAAUGUAUUUCCUUAAAUUCUGCUUUGACGUCACUUGUCAUUUUUGAUCGGCCUGUUAACAUUUGAACAUUAACUAAGCUUUUUUAUAUAAGGUUCAAGAAUGUGAUUGCCGAAUAGGUGACUAAAGAGAGGAAAUGACCAAGGAGGCACAGCCUAAUCACAGUAAAAGUAUCACAAUGUAUUUCUAAUACAGGCACGCCAAAUUACCCUGACUCCUUUUAAAAAAAGUAAAUGAUUCGAUAAAUAAAUAAACAGGCCAAGAUUUUAAACCCCCCAAUGGUAGACCCCAAGUUACGGUCUUGCAUAUAUUAUUAAGAAUGAAUUGGCCGAAAUUGUUCCCCGCGGUCAAGUGCCCCUGAUAUACAUUAGCAGACCGCUUGAGGGCGCCGAGUAACCACGACAUACAAGCAGCAUUUAAACGUUAACUGUUGACUUGAAUAUGUUUAAGUCUAUGCACACUCAAAACACAAGAACACGAAUACAGUCAAACUGUUUUUCCCCGUCAACAAACUUUUGUAGUUGUACAACAUAUUUUUUUUACCGGAAGUGGCUGCUACAACUUCCUUAGCAACACGAAAGCUUAUCAACCGCUCGUGUAUAGCAUGUUUAGCUAGCAUCCGAGAACUACUCAAGUAUGUUUGAUUUUUAAAAGUUGCCUUACUUUAUUGAGGCGUUGCAUUGUAGUCACUACUUGGAGGAACGUCUGAAAGUCAACUUAAUGGUCCGGGGGCAUUAAAUAGCAAGUUAGGAUCGUAUUGUAGUUCACGCGAUGUUUCUGUGACGACAUGUUUGACCGCCAGUUGUGCUGUUUACGUUUUAUUUUUUGUUUCUUGUUUGGGAUAUUGGCGCAAAUAGCCACAGAAACUGGGAUUAAACCAACUGCCACUUCCACCGUAACGAAUGGGGAACCUGUCAGCUCAGCGAGCCGUUCCUCUGGGGUCACCGAUGGAAUGGACUCCGCCAGAACCGCGGAGAGGCCCCUUCCCUCAGCUCCCACAACAGCACUUAUUCGAUCUGUGGUAAACUCUGAUGCUUGUGUCUGUGAUCUAACUCCUAAUUUCUGCGACAUCGGAUGCUGUUGUGACAUAGUCGACUGCAGCGUCGAUAAACUGUCUAGUGUCUUCACUGGAUGUCCACAGAAAGCCAUAUCAGGAGACUGCGUUGAGAAGUGGAUGAUGUUCAACGCCAAUGUGGAUCCCUCAUUUGUCACUGUGACUGACUUUUUUUUUUGUGUUCAUUCUGGAGACGAUACAGUUAAGGUCCCUGCUUCUCCACCUCAUCUUCCAGCUCUGGGGGACUCUUAUCACUUCUCACCUCCAAAACCAACAAGUGUCGGCCACAGUAGACAUUUUUAUCGGGCUGAUGAUGUCAUUCAAACAUACUUCUCCAAGUCAUUUGUGCAAGGUCUCCUUCGACAGCCAUCUCCUGGAGCGACUACCUCAUUGUGUCUCAAUCGCAACCCUGCUCGUUUCCUCAGGUCGCAGUCUCUGUCUUGUACUCGCAUGGUAACCCAACAGUCCUGCACCAAAGACCCAAAUCUCAGUGCUGUCUCCUACUUCUCGAAUCUGAAUCUGGUUAAAAGUCCACAACCUGGGAAGAAGCAACUGUUGGAAUUUCUGAUUCCAGUCGUCCCUCUUUCUGACUGGGAUGCACCAAGUGAGCAAAACAACGCUUGCGUUAAUGUGGCAGAGAAGGUGGAGUUUGUCAUAACAUACACAGACAGAGGAGAACUGGAUAACGCCACAGUGAAUGUAGUUUUAGCUGUUGUUAAAAUCAACCAGUUGCUGCAGCAGGUGCACUCAGUACAAUUCAAGCUGGUGACACCUAGCAAGUCUCCACAACAGCCGACCCCCUUAGUUGGACUACGUGUGGGAUCCGGGGUCAUCGGUCGCUUUAAUGGAGCAGUGGAACCUGUGACCAUAAUGGGGAUUUCUCAAGGUGACAUGUGUUCCUCCACACGGGCAACUAUCCUCUUUGCACAGAACACCAUCGCAGGCUGCACAUUUCGUUCUUUUUCCAAGGACUGCUCGGAUAUGCGUUCCCAGAUUUACAGCAUUUUGCUAGGAACGACCAUUCCUGACGAAAUGGGCAUGAACUCAGGCUCCGAGCCCGACUGGACAAGAGUCCUCAAGCAGGAGUGUCCAAUCAACUUGGAGGCAACCUGUGAAUCAGGCUGCACUCUUCCAUACGUCCUCUCUGUGCAAGUGUUGUGGGCUCGCAUGGGCCUCCUGCACCUUCCACAAAGUUACAUUCUGGGAGCUAAAUACCUCUUCCAGUGUCGCAAGUUCAAGUGUCCUCUGACGUCACCUAUACGUCUAACCACUGAGGUCGUGUUUGCUGACAUGACAGUUUACCCCAAACCCUUCCAGGGCUUUGGGUCAACUUGACAGAUAUGCUCUGCCUUGGGUUCUUCACCUGGACGGACAUUCUUAGUGCUGAGAAGGACCCUUAAAGAGUUUAAUGGUGCUCACGGUCUGGUUAGAAUUCUUCACCAGGUAGGUGGAUCAUAGAUGGAGAGGUUAUUGAAAGAAAUCAUUUAUUAGUCAAGUCCGUUAUUUCACAUUCUGCAGACCCAAAAUAAACAAAUGUAAUUUUGUAAAUGUGCACUUGAAGAGGAAACGUCUAGAGAAAAAAACAAAUGAAAUUUUUUUGUCUGGUAUUGAAAUAUGCUAAUCUAUUUGUGUACAUUUUUAUUAAAUUAUCUCAGGUGACUGUAUUAUACUAACAUAUAUUUUUUCAUACAAAUCUACUUUUCUCCACUCCAUUUGGUCGGUUUAGCUCCUCU
Dunckerocampus dactyliophorus (ringed pipefish) is the source of this 3359-nucleotide messenger RNA. Its product is annotated as tectonic-3-like. Bases 1360 to 2961 code for a protein of 533 amino acids. Gene Ontology annotation, biological process: cilium assembly; smoothened signaling pathway. NCBI's taxonomy places the organism in Eukaryota, Metazoa, Chordata, Actinopteri, Syngnathiformes, Syngnathidae. The record is from RefSeq and is a predicted model, not a curated record. The transcript has 14 exons.